AUGACGAAGAGACGUUUUAAAUAUGAGCCCGAAGUUGCAAUUGAUGGUAACCAAGAGCAGUUUAUAGCUGAAGGCGAGAGCUUCACGUUGAUCUGUCGGUAUAACGCUUCACCGCCUGUGUCUGAGGUGCAGUGGAUAAAAGAUGGAAAUGUGAUUACCAUAAAUGCCACUGUGACUAACAAUGGAUCAAGAGUUACUAACAUCUUUUAUAAUGAAAGUCUAUCACAGCUUUCAAUCACCUCAGCUUCCUCACAGAAUUCUGGAAAUUACACCUGCAAUGUUACAAAUAAUGUAACUGAUACAACAGAUUCGACGUCGAUUGUUAUUCAAGAGAAGCCCUCCACCAAAUUGCAGCCAGAAACUGUUACCGUCAAGGAGGGAGAAAAUGACACGUUAUUUUGUAACUCUUCUGGAAGCUCUCUAACAAUAACGUGGAAAUUCAACGGAAUUGAUGUAACCACCUCAGGGGAUUCAAGGAUCAGUUUAUCAGAUGGCAAUCGACAUUUGAUUAUAACGAACGUGAGCAGGGUAAACAAGGGGGAAUACAAAUGUGUGGCGAGCAACAAGGUUGGAAACGAUACAUCUAAUACUGCCUUUGUACUGGUUGAAUUUGGACCUGAAAUCUCCGAACCUCCGACUAAUCGCACAAAAGAGGAAAAACAAACGGUUGAUUUCAGUUGCGUAGUCGCAGGAUACCCUACACCUGAUGUCGUUUGGACAAAAAAUGGACUGGAAUUGAAUGUGACAGGAGAUAUGCGACUUAGUGUAUCUUCCAAUGAUGGAGACCACCAAUUGAACAUAUCAAAUGUUCAACAAUCGGAUGCAGGGCAGUACAGAUGUGUAGCCAAUAACAGUUUGGAUACCGCGACUUCAUCUUCAGCGACCCUAACAGUACAAUUUGCACCAGAAGUCACAAUCGAUGGAGAUCAAAAACGGUAUUUAGCCAACGGCACUGAUUUACUGCUGACAUGCCAAUUCAACGCCUUGCCUACUGUUUCUGAGGUGCAGUGGGUAAAAGAUGGGAUUGUUAUUGCAUCAACCCUUAUUACGCCUUCGAAUGGGUCACGUGUCACUAUUUCGCAUCAUAAUGAAAGCCAAACUCAGUUGUCGAUCAUCGCAGUUUCCUUGGAAGAUGCUGGAAAUUACACCUGCAAUGUCACAAAUAAUGUUGGUAGUUCCUCCUCUAAUUGGACGUCGAUUGUCAUUCAAGUGACACCAUCUAUAGAGCUGGACCCAAAAGCCAGUCCGGUCAAAGAGAGAGAAAACUUGACUCUAUUUUGCAACGCUUCUGGGAGCUCUUUGAGGAUAUCAUGGGAAAAAAAUGGUUCUGGUAUAAAUCCCAGUGAAGAUUCGAGAAUCCUUUUGUCAAGAGACAACGUACAGCUGACAAUAGUUAAUGUGAGCAGGAAAGACAACGGAGCCUACCAGUGUGUGGCAAGCAACGAGAUUGGAAGUGCUACCUCCAAUGCUGCCAAAGUAAAUGUUCAAUUUGGGCCUGAAAUCACCGAACCUCCAAUUGAUACCACGAAAAUAGAAGGACAAACUGUUGUAUUAAGUUGCUUGGUGGCUGGAUACCCUACGCCUGCUGUUGCUUGGACAAAGAAUGAUGUCGAAUUGAAUUCAAUAGCAAAUUUACGAUUGAGCGUCUCUUCCAAGAACGGAAAUCACACUUUGAAAAUAACAGAUGUUCAAAAAUCGGAUGCAGGACAGUACAGAUGUGUCGCUAAUAACAGUUUGCAGACCUCUGAGUCAUUUCCUUCGACUCUUACAGUGCAAU
Molecule: messenger RNA, 1777 nt
Organism: Pocillopora verrucosa
Lineage: Eukaryota; Metazoa; Cnidaria; Anthozoa; Scleractinia; Pocilloporidae
Source: RefSeq, a predicted model, not a curated record